This is a messenger RNA of Penicilliopsis zonata CBS 506.65, 1569 nucleotides long. RefSeq lists its product as hypothetical. Gene Ontology annotation, biological process: microtubule-based movement; microtubule cytoskeleton organization. The transcript has 6 exons. Lineage: Eukaryota; Fungi; Ascomycota; Eurotiomycetes; Eurotiales; Aspergillaceae. Gene Ontology annotation, molecular function: dynein heavy chain binding. The record is from RefSeq and is a predicted model, not a curated record. Gene Ontology annotation, cellular component: centrosome; cytoplasmic dynein complex. The coding region runs from base 1 to 1569 and encodes 522 amino acids.
AUGUCGGUGUCUACUCAAAAUGCCAAAUCAGUGGCCGGAAACAACAGUCGACCCACGAGCCGGGAUGGGCCCAAGAAGAACAUCUGGUCGUCAAUGCUAGAUAGUGUUGCGAACGGGAAACGGUUACCAGAGAAGAAUCUGUUGAUUUUAGGAGGCACAUCAGACAGUCAGAGAGAGUUCUUGGAUACUCUUUCUGCAGACACGUCAGACCCGAGCUUACGGAAUGAGAGACGGAGGGGGAAAACGCCGCCUAUUGCGAACAAGUUUGCUCUGGGGUAUACCUACCAGGAUGUUUUGGAUGCAGACCAUGAAGAUACCCUCGCGCGCGUCUCUGCGUACCUCCUGUCCGAACCUUCGCUGUCCUUUGCUCCUCUUCUCAAACCGCUCCUUACACCUCACUCGGUCCCCGAAACACUCGUCGUCAUCCUGCUAGACUGGUCGGAGCCCUGGACGUGGGCGCGGCGACUAAGAGAAUGGGUCCGUCUUUUACGACAUGUGUUGAUCUCACUGGACGACGAGACUAAAAUUGUCAUGGAAGAGGUCAUGACGGAAUGGCGGGAUCGGAAACGAGGCCUGGAUGCUAGCACAGCCGGUCCAGGAGGGUUAGCAAGCUCCGGUGGCCCUGUGGCGAUACCGUUAGGCCCAGGCGAAUGGGACGAAGGGCUGGGGAUUCCCAUGUGUGUCGUUUGUCAAGGGGCCGAUAAGAUCGAGAAGCUUGAAAAGGAUCAUGGCUGGCGGGAAGAAGAAUUCGAUUUCAUCCUCCAGUUCAUGCGUACUCUCCUCUUGAAGCAUGGCUCUUCUCUCAUCUACACUACCCCUUUCCUCGCCAACUCCUUGCAAAGCUUGAUCCAUUCAUCUCUCGGGAUCCAUUCGCUCCUCAAGAGACAAUCACUGAAACACAACGUCAUUGACCGAGAUAAGAUUCUGGUACCUUCCAACUGGGACUCGUGGGGGAAGAUCCGCAUUAUUCGAGAAGGAUUCGACAUGGAAGGGGUAUCGACAGGCUGGUCGAUCGAGAUCCAGGAUCCUCCCGAGCCUGUCAUGAAUGAGUCCGCUGACAGCGCACCCAAUACCGAUCCUACAGCAAGAGAAGUCGAUGGAUCUAGUGCUGUGACAAUAUAUGAGCAGACCAUCCAAGACCCAAAGCGGGACAAUUCCAUCUCUAGUACCGGCGGCCGAGCAAACGGAAUCAACAAGGUUGAGAUCGAAACAGUCGACAUGCAGGGCUUCCUCACCCAACAGCUCGAAAUCCUGGAGCAGCUCAAAGCGGAAGACGAGCGGGACCGCACCGCGAAGCCAGUACCAAAACUGGAGAUGUCACCUAUGGACGACAAUGGCCGGGUCAACGAACAUAUUGGGCCCGUACAGUUCAACAUGGGCGGCAUCCAGGUUGACGCCGAUGAUAUGCUUCGCAAACUCAAGGAACGAGAAGCCAGUCGGACACAGCGCAAGGAGAGCUUGACGACUGCUGUCGGAGACGAGAAGGCUCACAAUCAGGCGUUAGCCAACUUCUUUGCCGGUCUGGUGAAGAAACCCGGUGGAAGCCCUCGCGGCAGUCCUUCUGCCUGA